UAAAGUUAACAGUACUGUAGACCCUGGUGUCCACGGCUGUCCAGGAGGACAUGGUGUCUCACAGGCAGAAGCGGCUGUGGAAGCUGGUGGAGGAGGGCAGGUUACUGAAGCUGAAGUCCUACCUGAAGAAACAUCUGGACCUAGAUGUGAACUUCAGCCGGGGUCCGAAGGGGUGGAGCCCGCUGCAUUUGGCCUGUCACCGGGGGGGGGACGCCGUCCUGCGGGUCCUGCUGCACCACGGAGCCGGUGUCCUCCAGAAGGACAGCAAAGGAGACACAGCCCUGCAUGUGGCCGCUAACAGGGUUCUGGAACACGGAAGAACAGCUUAUGAUGACCUGGUUCUACCUUUGAAGAACAUCUGUCCAGAAGCCAUGGAUGUCCCGAACAGUGCAGGAGUCACCCCUGGAGACCUGCUGAAGUGGAUCACACAUCCAGGGGCUUCAGUCCAUCACAGUCAUCCAUCUGAACCAGACCCUGAGAAGGAGUGGAUGGAGAAGCUGUUUGAUGAAUGCGAGGACGAGUUUUUUGAAAGUUUUGGAGUCUAUGAUGCUGAUGAUUUCCUUCCGGUUGAUGAAGAUGAGGAAGACUUCGGGGACUGGGCUGAUCGCAUUAGAAGAGAAUACUUUGAUAAAAAACACGCUGAAGCUCAAAGACUUGCAGCGUCAUCAUCUGGGUGGAAAAGGAAGAAGAGCAAACAGGAGGCAGAACAGGAAGAGAAAAGCCGUAAGGAGCUGCACGAAGAGUAUCUGAAACGAGAAGCUCAGAAGAAGGAGGAGACCCGUCAGGGCAGGAAACGGCGGUAUGAGGAGCGGUGCGCGGCGGCGUUCCACAGCGGCUCCUCAGCACCAAACACAAAGUUGAGCUACAAAGACAUCCCAUGGCCGGCUCCACACGGCACUGUGCAGGAGAUGGUGGACGUGAUGCUCCACGGCGUCGACCCAAAGAAUGUGUCCGCCUUUCGGAAAAUGGUUCUGAAGCAGCAGGUUCUGUGGCAUCCGGAUAAGUUUGCUCAGCGAUGUGAAGCUCGUUUAGAAGAAAAGGACAAACAGCGAAUCCUGGAAACAGUGACUGCUCUGUCCCAGGAGCUGAACAGACGGGCCCAGAGUGUCCGGACUUAAACCCAGGCGGGUCCAGAGUGUCCAGACUUAAACCCAAACGGGUCCAGAGUGUCUGGACUUAAACCCAGGCAGGUCCAGAGUGUCCGGACUUAAACCCAGGUGGGUCCAGACUGUCUGGACUUAAACCCAGGCCGGUCCAGAGUAUCCGGACUGAAACCCAGGCUGGUCCUCUUCUGUGGGCUGUGGUUUAGUCCAGGACCUGCUGGUCUAGUGGAACUGUGCUCUGGGGCAGAUGGUCCAUGUCCCUGUGGUCUGUUCUGUGUCUUUUUUAUUAAAUCUACAUAAUUUAAACAUGCUCUCCAUCCUUCUGCAGCUCACAGCAUCUCAGGCACUGGUUUAGUUUAGAGUCUUUUAAAAAGUGUGGGCUAAUGUUUCAUUUUGGAUCCAUUUAUGAGAACAACAUGUUUUAUACAUUUGAAUAAAGUCAAUAAAGUGAUGUUCAUUUUCAGUCCCUGUGUCACACAGCAGGAAUUUCAGUAUUUUUACCCUUAAAUGUUCUUAGUGUCAGUUGUACCAUGUGUCAUGUGACAGUACUUACUCAGACCUAUUCAUACAUGUAUUCAACAGAUCAGUUAUUGAGUUUAAACACAGACACUGUUGAACAGGACAUGGGUCCAUGUGGAACCACUGGAUCUGGACCUGCCAUUGUUAUUUCUAUUUUCUUUCUGUUUUAUUUGGUAAUAAUUCUUAUCUGUGUCCAUUCUGUGUUUGUGCUGCUUCUGGAACCUUCAUUUCCUGGGGUCUGCUCAGAGGAUCAAUAAAGUUCUGUCUGAUCUACCUGA
Molecule: messenger RNA, 1900 nt
Organism: Sphaeramia orbicularis (orbiculate cardinalfish)
Lineage: Eukaryota; Metazoa; Chordata; Actinopteri; Kurtiformes; Apogonidae
Gene: nfkbil1
Product: nuclear factor of kappa light polypeptide gene enhancer in B-cells inhibitor-like 1
Exons: 4
Coding region: 51-1118 (355 amino acids)
Biological process (GO): negative regulation of canonical NF-kappaB signal transduction
Molecular function (GO): protein binding
Source: RefSeq, a predicted model, not a curated record